ACAAAACAACACAACUUUUGGCGCGCACUGCUUGAGACGAGCGGAAGGAGCGUAAUUGAACCCCAUCCACGGCAAGUUUUGCGACAAACUCAGUGUUGUUCACCUGGCUGGCCUGCCUUCAACAAGCUGGCAAACGGGAAGGAGUGAAAGAGAGCAGAAUUAAAGAUGGAAUUCAAGGGUAGAAGGAUACGCAGAAGAAGAGAAAUUCUGAUUGAUGUUUCCUAUCCCUGUGGCAUUCAGUUCUACAGAGACCCACCAACAGGAGAUAUUCAACUGGUUGAAUUUGAUGAAAUUGCCUCUGAAAGGCUGAAAAUUUUGAGAGCUGUGGAGCGUUUGAAUCUGAGUGGUCAUAUGAAAAAUUCAGAUGAAUGGCUCAAUAAGCUGUAUGAAGAAUUUGCAAAGAACAAGUUUUUCAUCUAUAUGGCUGAAAAGGAUUCCAAAGAGAGAAUGGACGAAAUUCAGAAAGCCAGAAGGCAUGAUCAUGUGUCUCAUUUCAUCCUGCGGCUUGCCUACUGCCGUACUGAAGAUUUGCGUCGGUGGUUUAUUGCUCAUGAGACUGACCUAUUCAAGGCUCGCUUCCUUCAUGCUUCCAAAUCUGGUUCUGAUUUCAAAACUUUCUUGACAGCCAACAAUCUUCACUAUCCCACUAUAACAGAAGAAGAGAAGCAGAGGGAAAGGGAAAACCUAAUUGAUAGCAGUUUACACGUCAGUGGUGACAGUAUAGAUGGAAUGACAUUUUACAAGGUCCCAUUUACAGAGGCAUUGGAACUAGUAAGACAGAGAAGAGUGUUCCUGAAAGCUGGUCUUGCCUAUGUCCCAGAAGGUGACUUGGCCACCCUAGUCACAAGUUCCUUCAGGACCAGUCUGUCUCGUGCUCUAGCAACUGCAUAUAGAUAUUUGCCUGAGUUGGAAAGUGAUGAGCGUCUGGUAAGUCUCUUGCAAGACUUUGACAAGCGCUACACGGGCAAAGAUUACUCAUCCAGGAAGCCAGAUGACACUCAUAUCACUCCAGACAUGAUCGACAGCUUGGCCAACAAGUCUUUUCCACCUUGUAUGCGUCAGCUUAAUGACACAUUGAGAUCGACCCAUCACCUCAAGUAUAAUGGCCGCCUCACCUAUGGACUGUUCCUCAAGGCUGCUGGAUUAAGUCUGGAGGAUGCUCUGACCUUCUGGAGGUCUCACUUUCUACACAACAUGGAUGUUGACAAGUUUGAUAAAAAGUAUGCGUAUGGUAUCAGAUACAAUUAUGGAAAAGAAGGAAAGAGAACCAACUUUUCCCCCUAUGGGUGCAUAAAGAUCAUUAUGAGCAGCGUUGCACCAAGUGAUGCUCAUGGCUGUCCCUUCCGCCACACUGAGGUCCCCUUGCUGCGGCAGCGUCUUGCAGCCUACGGAGUGUCACAACAGGUUAUUAGUGAAAUCAUGGAUUUGGUAAGUAAACACCACUACCAAAUAGCCUGCCAACGUUACUGGGAAGCCUUGCAUGGUGUUCCCAUAGAGGAUGGCAUCAACCAUCCUAAUCAGUUCUUUGAAGAGAGCCAGAAGUUCCUGAAUGGAGGUGUCCUACCCAGCCAAGGAAAGAAGCAGCCAGAGGUGAAAACUACACCUUCUAUCAUGUAUUCUUCCCAGGCUUCCAGUCAGUCCACCCAGUUGUUAACAGACAAUUCAGUUGUCUCAGAAAUGGAAACGGACUUUGAUAAUGAAAUUGAAACUGCCAUGCUGGAGCAGUGUAUGGAAGGAUUAGAAUAAUAAAUUAAAGUCUUAUGUAAUUAUGU
Eriocheir sinensis (Chinese mitten crab) is the source of this 1772-nucleotide messenger RNA. Its product is annotated as DNA primase large subunit-like. Gene Ontology annotation, cellular component: alpha DNA polymerase:primase complex. NCBI's taxonomy places the organism in Eukaryota, Metazoa, Arthropoda, Malacostraca, Decapoda, Varunidae. The coding region runs from base 166 to 1746 and encodes 526 amino acids. Gene Ontology annotation, biological process: DNA replication, synthesis of primer. The record is from RefSeq and is a predicted model, not a curated record. The transcript is spliced from 10 exons.